Molecule: messenger RNA, 2116 nt
Organism: Rhinolophus ferrumequinum (greater horseshoe bat)
Lineage: Eukaryota; Metazoa; Chordata; Mammalia; Chiroptera; Rhinolophidae
Gene: XKR8
Product: XK related 8
Exons: 3
Coding region: 99-1277 (392 amino acids)
Biological process (GO): phosphatidylserine exposure on apoptotic cell surface; apoptotic process involved in development; engulfment of apoptotic cell
Cellular component (GO): plasma membrane
Source: RefSeq, a predicted model, not a curated record
CUCCGAGGGCUGUGCCCGCCUCCUUCCUGCCGCUGCAUAUCCCUGCCUGGAGGGCGGUUCCCAGCCCAGAGGGAAGGAGGGAGAGGGGCUGGCGCGUCAUGCCCUGGUCACUGCGUGCCAAGCUCCUUACGGACCUGAUCCUGGUCAUCUGGGGAACCGCUGCCUUCCUGAUCAACCUGGGCGCCAACCUGUGGGCCGCCAGCCAGUAUGUGCUCAAUGGUCGUUAUGUGUGGGCCGCACUGGUGCUGACGCUGCUGGGCCUCUCCUCGGUUGCACUGCAGGUCUUCAGCUGGGUCUGGCUGCGCGCCGACCCGCCUGGCUUGCACGAGUCGCAGCCUCCGGGCCGCUGUCUGGCGCUGCUGCAUCUCCUGCAGCUGGGAUACCUGUACAGGUGCAAGCAAGGCCUGCAGCAGGCGCUGUUGGUGUGGCAGCAGGAAGUGCCCUCCGAGUUUGACUUGGCCUAUGCCGACUUCCUCUCCCUGGACAUCAGCAUGCUGCGGCUCUUUGAGACCUUCCUGGAGAAGACGCCACAGCUCACGCUUAUCCUGGCCAUCCUGCUGCAGAGUGGCCAGGCCGAGCCCUACCAGUGGGUUGUUAUCUGCACGGCCUUCGUGGGUAUCUCAUGGGCACUGCUUGACUACCACCAGGCCUUGCGCACCUGCCUCCCCUCCAAGCGCCACCUCCGGCUGGUCUCCUCUGUGAUCUACUUCCUGUGGAAUCUGCUGCUGCUGUGGCCCCGAGUCCUGGCUGUAGCCCUGUUCUCAGCCCUCUUCCCCCGCUACGUGGCUCUGCACUUCUUGGGCCUGUGGCUGGUGCUGCUGUUCUGGGUCUGGCUUCAGGGCACCGACUUUAUGCCAGAUCCCUGUUCUGAGUGGCUGUACCGGGCGACAGUGGCCAGCAUCCUUUAUUUCUCCUGGUUCAAUGUGGCUGAGGGUCACUCUCGAGGCCGCGCCACCAUCCACCUGGUGUUUCUCCUGAGUGACAGCGUCCUUAUGGUGGUCACCUGGCUGACUCACAGUGCCUGGCUGCCUAGUGGGAUCCCGUUGCAGAUCUUGCUGCCUGUGGGAGGCGUCAGCUUCCUUUUGGGUCUGGUUCUACGGCUUGUCUACCACCAUUGGCUGCACCCUAGCUGCCACCGGGAGCCUGCUGAGGUGGAUGGGACUCGGGCCCUCCACUCCCCUGAGUGGUGCCAGCUGCCUCAGAACACACGCAUGAUCAGGUUGGCGUGGAACUUUUUUCCCAAGACAUGGGAGGGAGACGGGAACGGAGUCCUUUGAGGCAGGAUCAGACCCAGCCAGGGGACAGAAGGACAGAUGGAAUCAAUUGGUAGAAUGCAGAAGAUAAGCUAAUAAUGCUGCUAUAGGCCUUGAUUCACUCAACAAGCACUUGAUGCCUCAUCUUGCCAGGCACUGAAGACCAGAGUUGAAUAAGAGGCCUGCCUUCAAGGGUAAGAACAAGAUGAGAAGGGACCCAAUUAUGUACAAAACACUUUGAGAGGAAAGAAGAGACCCCUCCACCCCCUUUUCUCUUCCUCCCAACCAGUAUAGCUUAUGCCCCAAAGCUUCUCAGUAUUGGCAUUUCCACCUCCAAAAUAAUCGGUGGGGGUGCUGUCCCACCCCUUGGUUCCCCUAUCUAGGGCUAGAAUGGCCCUAAGACCUCCAGGAUGUGUUCUCUAGAAUUCUUCCUCCCGUGUCCCACCUGUCAUUCAGUGCAUUCACCAAGUGUUUCCUGAGAGCAUUUUAUGUGCCAGGAACAUCAUUCUAUCCUUGGAACCUGGAACAAGAUCAGCUGCCACCCCUACCCUCUCCAGCCGCUCCUGUGUGGGCUCAUGCUGGAAGCCAGAGAUGCCCAGCUGGCUGGCCCACGUCAACCCCUCCAAGGCCCGAGUGCAGCUGGGCCAACCUCUGCCCUUGCUCUCAACCAAGUGCCUUGUGAACCUGUGGUCAGGUUCAUGGCUCAGCCCACUGAGUACUUUUCCUGUACUUCGGUGUACUUUCUACCUCAGUCUAUGUGAGAGGAAGAGAAUGUGUGUGCCUGUGUGUCUCUGCAAGUGAGUGACACAAUUUUUUUUUUGAACAGUAUUAUUAGGUUUUUAUUAAAACCUCAUGGAAUCCUC